GAUAUUGAAGCAAAACGACUUGCAAAAUGAACUCAUUAUUAUAUUUGCUACCAUUUUCAAUUGUGAUCGGUGCAAUUGGAAUUUUAAUUUAUCUCUAUAAUCAAUUAAAUUUUUGGUCAAAAAAAAAUAUUCCACGAACAUCAUUAUUUUUAACAGUGAAAACUUUUUAUCAAGUAUUUGGUCAACGUAAAUCUCUACCCGAAAUUCAUCAAAUUAAUUAUAAUGCUUUUUCAAAUGCACGUUAUUUUGGUACGUUAAAUUUUUUCACGCCAACAAUAACAAUUCGCGAUCCAGAAAUAAUAAAAGAUGUUCUUGUGAAAAAUUUCGAUCAUUUCACCGAUCAUCAAAGUUUUGUUGAUGAAAAAACUGAUCCAGUUUUUGGAAAAAAUCUCAUAUCACUAAAAGGUGAACGAUGGCGAGAAAUAAGAAAUACAUUAUCACCAUCUUUCACAGCUGUAAAAAUGAAAUUUAUGUUCGAUUUAGUGUCAAUGUGUGCUAAAAGUUUUAUCGAAUAUUUCAAUAAUCAUCCUGAGGAAGCCGAAUGUUUUGAGGGAAAAGAUAUUUUUACUAAAUAUACAAACGAUGUAAUUGCAAGUGUGGCUUUUGGAAUAAGUGUUAAUUCAUUGGAAAAUAAGAAUAAUGAAUUUUACACUAAAGGAAAGGAUGCGACGAGUUUCAAUUUUUUUCGCAUUAUCAAAAUGUUUCUUUUUAUUUUUUUCCCAAAAUUAAUGAAAUUAAUGAGACAAAAAGUGUUACCCAAUAAGACGGAUAAUUUUUUUCGUACUGUCAUUAAAGACACUUUACGAAUAAGAGAAGAAAAGAAGAUUAUCAGACCAGAUAUGAUUCAUUUAUUGAUGGAAGCAAGAGAUAAGGAAAAUGGAAUUGAUUUAUCGAUUGAUGACAUUAUUGCCCAAGCUUUUUUAUUCUUUUUUGCUGGCUUUGAAACAUCAUCGACUUUUAUGUGUUUUCUUGCUCAUGAACUUGCAGUUAAUGAACAAAUACAAGAGAAAUUACGCAAUGAAAUUGAUAAUUUAACAGCUGACAAUGAAAUUUCCUACGAUAUUGUUAAUAAAAUGACAUAUUUGGAUAUGGUAAUUUCAGAAACACUGAGAAAAUAUCCACCAGCCGCUGCAACAGACAGAAUAUGUGUUAAAUCAUUUUCUCUACCUCAAGCUACACCAGACACCAAUAAAUAUACAAUAGAACCUAAUUCACAGAUUUUUAUUCCAAUCUACGCUUUACAAAAUGAUCCAAAAUAUUUUCCAGAACCAGAAAAAUUUGAUCCAGAACGAUUUAGUGAUGAAAAUAAAGACAAAAUUAAUCCCUAUACUUAUUUACCAUUUGGUCUUGGACCAAGAAAAUGCAUUGGAAAUCGUUUUGCAUUAAUGGAAAUUAAAAUUCUCUUUGUUUAUAUUUUGAAGAAUUUUGUUUUAGAAAAAACUGAGAAAACAAAGGAUCCCAUAGAAUUCGAUAAUAAAUUUGCAAUGUCUAUCAAAGGUGGAUGCUGGAUCAAAUUAAGAGAAAAAGUAUCAUUUUAUUGACAUUUUUUAUAUAAUUAAAAAUAUUCUAAAAAUUUUUGUGAAAUAUUUUGUGAUAUUGAAAUAGAAUGUAUAGUCAAUUUAAGACUCUUCCUUAUAAUCAUGAUAACUAGCAUUAAUAUUAUUAAGAUAAUAGAACAACUGAAAAUAAGAGUGAAAACAAUAAAAAAAGUCGUCGCGGA
This is a messenger RNA of Leptopilina boulardi, 1720 nucleotides long. Its product is annotated as cytochrome P450 9e2-like. The transcript has a single exon. NCBI's taxonomy places the organism in Eukaryota, Metazoa, Arthropoda, Insecta, Hymenoptera, Figitidae. The record is from RefSeq and is a predicted model, not a curated record. Bases 27 to 1541 code for a protein of 504 amino acids. Gene Ontology annotation, molecular function: iron ion binding; oxidoreductase activity, acting on paired donors, with incorporation or reduction of molecular oxygen; monooxygenase activity.